AAUAAAGCAAAUCAAAAAAUUUCAAAACGACAUCGUAUAUAACCUUGUGGCUCCUAUUCUCUUACUAGUUGUAAUCCUAAUCUCAACAUGUGGUUACCAAAAAGGUAAUGCUUCCACUUCUAACUUUCUCCAAAAAUCCCAUCAAAAUUCCCAAAAAAAAAUUACUAAAAUUCAUGAAUAAAAAAAAUAGCAUUUGGGGUUAGCUUCUUUGAGCUUAAAGUAUUGUAAAAAUUACUAUAAAAAUCAUUUGAUGGCUUCUUCAGUACUGAAUGGAGCUGACAAUUUCAAGAUUCUUAGUGGGAACACACCAUUUCUCGGUUCAGAAUUGAAUGUCAAGUGUUUUCCUCAAAAGGGUAUUAUGAACUUGAGAAAAACAAGAAUCCUAAAACCAAUAAAGUGUAGUUUAUCUGCUUCAAGACCAGUUUCUCAACCAAGAUUUAUUCAGCAUAAAAAGGAAGAAUUUUGGUUCUACAGGUUCUUGUCUAUUGUAUAUGACCAUGUGAUAAAUCCUGGACAUUGGACUGAAGAUAUGAGAGAUGAAGCACUUCAGCCAGCUGAGCUACACACUAGGAAUUUGCAAGUGGUGGAUGUUGGUGGUGGAACUGGAUUUACCACUCUUGGGAUUGUUAAACAUGUUGAUGCUAAGAAUGUGACGAUUAUCGAUCAGUCACCUCAUCAACUAGCUAAGGCUAGGGAGAAGGAGCCAUUAAAAGAGUGCAAGAUUCUUGAAGGAGAUGCUGAGGAUCUACCAUUUCCUACUGAUACUUUUGAUAGAUAUAUUUCAGCUGGAAGUAUUGAGUAUUGGCCAGAUCCACAGCGUGGUAUCAAGGAAGCUUACCGAGUACUGACCAUAGGUGGGGUUGCCUGUGUGAUUGGUCCGGUGUACCCGACAUUUUGGUUAUCUCGUUUCUUUGCAGAUGCGUGGAUGCUCUUUCCAAAAGAAGAAGAAUAUAUAGAGUGGUUUAAAAAGGCCGGUUUCACACAAGUUAAACUCAAGAGGAUUGGCCCAAAAUGGUAUCGUGGUGUCCGCCGACAUGGGUUGAUCAUGGGUUGCUCUGUGACUGGUGUGAAGCCAUACGGUGGGGAAUCUCCAUUGCAGCUCGGUCCCAAGAGCGAGGAUGUGAGCAAGCCUGUAAACCCUUUCGUAUUUCUCAUGCGAUUCCUUCUUGGCAUAAUUGCUGCAAGUUACUACGUGCUUGUUCCGAUAUACAUGUGGCUUAAGGAUCAAAUCGUCCCGAAAGGUCAGCCCAUCUGAAUACUAAGGACAACUUAUCAAUCCAAGACAAGUUCUACACAAUUUCUGUUCGACAGCGAUUCACCGGUGACAACAAAUCUGUCGCGGACCAACAAAGUUUUUGGCAUCGUCGCCGGGGUGAAUUUGUUGCUUUAGUCUUUUAGUUUUGCCGCCUUAGAGAGGGCCAUUGUAAAGCUUGAUUUCAUGGUAAAAUCUUUGUGACAUUUUCUAGUUGUAUAAUCUAUCAGUCAUGUUCUCUUUUUUAAACCAUGUGUUGAGAAAACUCAUCGAAAAUAAAUAGUAGUACUCAUUGAAACUCGUUGAA
Capsicum annuum is the source of this 1559-nucleotide messenger RNA. RefSeq names its product 2-methyl-6-phytyl-1,4-hydroquinone methyltransferase, chloroplastic. The record is from RefSeq and is a predicted model, not a curated record. NCBI's taxonomy places the organism in Eukaryota, Viridiplantae, Streptophyta, Magnoliopsida, Solanales, Solanaceae. The transcript has 4 exons. Gene Ontology annotation, molecular function: 2-methyl-6-phytyl-1,4-benzoquinone methyltransferase activity. Bases 251 to 1255 code for a protein of 334 amino acids. Gene Ontology annotation, biological process: methylation.